Acanthopagrus latus (yellowfin seabream) is the source of this 2460-nucleotide messenger RNA. RefSeq names its product guided entry of tail-anchored proteins factor 3, ATPase (gene get3). Gene Ontology annotation, molecular function: ATP hydrolysis activity; ATP binding. Bases 39 to 1064 code for a protein of 341 amino acids. The record is from RefSeq and is a predicted model, not a curated record. NCBI's taxonomy places the organism in Eukaryota, Metazoa, Chordata, Actinopteri, Spariformes, Sparidae. Gene Ontology annotation, biological process: post-translational protein targeting to endoplasmic reticulum membrane. Gene Ontology annotation, cellular component: GET complex. The transcript is spliced from 7 exons.
UCCCACCUGGGCUUUGCGUUGCGUUGUACACAGACAAGAUGGCAGCUUCAUUGGAAGACGAAUUUGAAGAUGCUCCUGAUGUGGAGCCGUUAGAACCGACACUGAAGAAUAUCAUCGAGCAGAAGUCGCUGAAGUGGAUAUUUGUGGGAGGGAAGGGUGGUGUUGGUAAAACGACAUGUAGCUGUAGUUUGGCUGUCCAGCUUGCUGCUGUCAGGGAGAGUGUCCUCAUCAUCUCCACCGAUCCUGCUCACAAUAUCUCUGAUGCCUUUGACCAGAAGUUCUCAAAGGUCCCUACUAAGGUCAAGGGCUAUGACAACCUCUUUGCGAUGGAGAUUGACCCAAGCCUGGGUGUGGCAGAGCUGCCUGAUGAGUUCUUCGAGGAGGACAACAUGCUCAGCAUGGGUAAGAAGAUGAUGCAGGAGGCCAUGAGCGCUUUCCCUGGUAUUGACGAGGCCAUGAGCUAUGCGGAGGUCAUGAGGUUAGUGAAAGGAAUGAACUUCUCAGUGGUGGUCUUUGACACUGCUCCCACCGGUCACACACUUCGGCUUCUCAACUUUCCCACCAUUGUGGAGCGUGGUCUUGGCCGCCUCAUGCAGAUAAAGAACCAGAUCAGCCCUUUCAUCUCUCAGAUGUGUAACAUGCUCGGUCUGGGAGACAUGAACGCCGACCAGCUGGCCUCUAAGCUCGAGGAGACCCUGCCAGUCAUCCGCUCAGUCAGUGAGCAGUUCAAAGAUCCUGAACAGACCACCUUCAUCUGCGUGUGCAUCGCUGAGUUCCUCUCCCUCUAUGAGACGGAACGGCUGAUCCAGGAGCUGGCCAAGUGCCGCAUCGACACACACAACAUCAUCGUCAACCAACUUGUUUUCCCCGACUCAGAGAGGCCGUGUAAAAUGUGUGAAGCCCGCCAUAAAAUUCAGUCCAAGUAUCUAGACCAGAUGGAGGACCUGUAUGAAGAUUUCCACAUAGUCAAGUUACCGCUGCUGCCCCAUGAAGUACGAGGCGCCGACAAGGUCAACACGUUCUCUAAGCAACUUCUGGAACCAUACAAACCCCCAAAUAAGUGAAUCCCACCACGCAGGACCUCCUCUCUCCCUCCUACAGACCACACCCAUACAGUCUGAACUCACCUCCUCUGAGCUCCCCCCCAAGCCAGCCUCAAACCCUGCAGUAACAGCCUCAAGUUGAUCCGCUCAGUCCUCCGCCCGUCAUCCAGUCAAAGCAGAGCACUGUUACAAGACACACGCCCUUACUGAAGGGGAGCUGAUAAAAUCACACACACACAUACAUAACCUGCUUUAUUGUUAGAGAGAUAAGACGGUACGCAUCUGUCACGCCUUACUCUCUGUUCACCUCCUUUUCCCUUCGUUUCCUCUGUGUGGCAGUUGUACUAUUCCUAAGCAAAGCAUUUAUCUUUUUCUCUACAAAAGCCUCCUCCUCCUCCUCCUGCUCAGUGUCCAGCCGCAGUUGUGAAAGCAAAGUGUUUCCAGUGACGGUGCUAUGUAUUCCAGGAUAAAACAGCUUUCAGAUGGUUGAUGUUUAUGCCAUGUUAAUUCUGUGUGGUUUGGUGGCUGUGUCCGUUCUCCAGUUUGACAUUGACUAAGAUUUCACGCAAAUUCAUCUCUCACAUCGGGAAAUCACUCAAUCUCUACAGAUUCAGGGCGUGACAGAAGGACAGUGAAACGAGACAUACUUUUUAAAAAAAUGAAAGAAAAAAGUCCAACAUGUCUGCGGUUUUUUUGUCAUUCUUUUGUUCUCGGACAAGGCCAUCUUUAACGCAAUAAAGCAACCCAGAGCAGUCUGUAGUGUCCAUCACUGUCUGUACAAUCAUCAGACCUCACCUCACCACGCGAUCCUGGUGUUAAUGCAGUUACCUAAUGUUACUGAGGAAGCUUUAUCUCCACAUAUGGCUGUGAGUGUUUGAACUAUACAGUCUUAAUGGCCUGUGUUAAAUAUUUUAGGCCGCUGUAGUUGCUUCAGGUGGUUGAAGACGGCACCAGGUUUAUGAGAUUCAAAGGCAAAAUGUGUGAUGUGAUGAGCAGCCAGAAGAGUUUGUUAUGAUGCAGAUGAACUCCCAGUACCAAGUUCCCAUACAGUGCUCAUAAAACUCCUCCAACUCUCCUCAAUCGUUCUGUGUACAUCCUGUUUACUGAGAACUUUAUGGGAACACUAUUGAGAUACAUUAGUAGCCUUAUUUAGCACAUUAUUAAUUAAAAUAUAUUGAAUGUUGCUUGAUCAAAUGUUGAACAAAUGAAGGGGGUUGUUUUAAAUUAAUAAAAUACUGGACUCUGAUUGGCUCUCCUGAUGCUUCAUUGUUUUCCGACAGAUUUAGACGACAGGUUGACACUUGAGAGAAAGCAUACUAACCCCCUCUCUGUCUCUCUGAAUGCUUUUGAGUCUGUAAAAAUCUGUUUUCUAUAUAAAUUAUGUUGCGAGUGUAAAUUAAAACAAACUUGCGUCAGA